UCCCUCAACUGUAGCCGCCAUUGGUGAAACUGUUCCAUCCACAGCUUCUCAUCUUUCCUAUUGAUGAAUCACACACCGGACACGCAAAUGUAGAACCGUGCACAUGCACGAGCGCCGUACUCUGCGCAGCUUGACAUGCUCAUCAGACGGUACUGCAGAGCCGUUAUAUAAGGUUGUGUAGCCAAUACAUAGCAGACGAAAGCAAACAAGCACAUCGUCAGCAUCGACCGAAAGUAAUACUGCUCCGCAGGGCCCAGUACAGAGACAGCACAACAGGAGAGCGGCUGUUUGGUGAAUAGCCUGCUCGAUCACUGCUGGAUAACGGCUGCAAUUGAGCUACAUUGGUAAGAUCAGUAUUCAACUAUGUGCAGUGUAUGGACAAAUAAUUCGAGCUCGAGGAUUGUGGAUUUUAUUCGCCUAUUCCUUACCUAAGUAUGGUAACACGGUAUAAUACUAUAUAAGUUUCAUUGGUAAAUAGUAUUUGUCAAUAGAUACAUGAUUUCGGAGAAUAUUUUCGAUACAGUCAUUUUAAUGAAAAUGUUCUUUUUGUUUUGAAAAAAACCACAAACAAUAUAUAUAAGAGGGGUUUUAAACAAUUUGUGGACGACUCAUCAGUGAAUGUGAAUCGCACAUAUGCCUACUUUGUCCUCAAGGAGUAUAUUCUGACGCUAAGAUAACUUGGAUUCUUUGUAAUUCCAAAUUACAUCACGUGAACUUGUUAGAUGUGUGAAGCGAUAGAGGUGUUCUGACAGUGUGUCACUGCUGGUUAGGGAGUAUAGACUAGCUAUUAUUAUAGUUAAAGGAAACUGCACGUGAUUGCCCGACCCUGAUCAUUUUCAGUUAGGAAUGUCACGCGACUGUAAUGAGUUUAGGGACCACUAGGGACGCAUCACCUCGGUCAAGUCCUGACCCAGUGAAGCCCAAAGGCGUGAAGCACCGGCACACUGACACACCGGUAUAUCCAUCGUCUGAAGAUCCUUAGGCAGGAAAUUAGCUAAACUCAUCAACGCUUUGUUCUACCAGGAGGUGAACACAUCGAGACCAGCUGAUCCAUUGUCAAUGAAUAACGAAAUCGACUGUCAUUUCCUGACUUGGUAGCCAGUGAACGUCGAGAUAAUUGUGUCACGAGGACAUUAUCACUAAGUGGACGGCACCGAGAUUCUUCUGACUGAUAGUGAUCACACUGUUCCAAACAGGGCAACACUGCCCUCGUGCAACCUACUAGUGACAGGAGUGAAAUCGGCAACAUUUCAAGUUUCCGGAAGCAGCUUACCUCGACAUUCUAAACGAUUGAUGUAGACAAACAUUUGAAAAGUCUACGUGGGACUGAAGUUCUUGAAAUCCUUUAUCUAGUGAGCUGUUAGAAACCAAUAUGGAAAACACAAGCUGUAAUGGUUCGGACGUUCAGUCUACCACGGGUGUCUUUGUGCUGAACGGAUGUCAGACAGACAUCAAUACGUUUCGGACUUUAAAACUAGUACUGACGUCUGUAUCUCUACUGGUGAUUUUUCUGUCCAGCAUUGCCGGAAAUAUGCUGGUGUUUUUGAUAUUUGUCAAACGUCCGGCACUUCUAACGAUCUCCAAUCGCUUCAUACUGAACCUUUCUGUAUGUAACUGUCUCAACACAUUAUUCGUCAUGCCGUUUAUGUUUGCCUCCCUCAUCUCUAAGGAAUGGAUAUUUGGAGAUACGGUAUGUCGCGGUACUGGAUUUUUGAUGAACACGACGUUUGCCGCCAGUACACUAACACUUGUGGCUAUUUCAAUUGACAGGUAUUGUGCUGUUGCUAUGCCUUUGCAUUAUACUAUGCGAGUUACUUCAAAGCGUUCCGUUGCAAUGAUCAUUUCCGUUUGGGGUGGCGCGGUGAUUGCGUCACUUCCACCCCUGCUUGGGUGGAACAGCUAUGUGUACCAGGAGGACAAGGCAUCGUGUACUGUACUUUGGAUGAAUAAAGAUUCGUUUGCUCGGUAUUACACACUUUAUCUGGUCGUGGUCACUUUUAUUCUGCCUCUCAUCGUACUUGUGGGUUCCUAUAUAGCCAUAUUUCGCUCGGCGAAAAACAAUUUUGAACGAACUAGGCGUAAUAGUAUAGUACCUUCUAACAGUAUAGAGGACGGGACUCAGACUCCGUUAAGGGACGGUAGACGGCGCUCGAGUACGGCGCCAAUUUUGACCCGGCGUGUUAGCUCGUCGAGUCGUAUUGGACCAUUGCCAUGGCAUAAGGACGAAUGGAAGACGGCACUUACCAGUCUACUCGUCGUGUCAACUUUCAUUAUUUGUUGGGUACCCUACUUUAUAAUAAUAGUGCUAGAAUCAGUUCUCAGUGACCCGAGUGUCAUAUAUCCCAUCUCAGAACUCAUUUCCAUACUUCUGGCUAUGUCGAGUUGUGCCGUCAACCCUUUUGUAUACGUGUUUAGAAGUAACCUAGCUCGACAGCAACUCAAAAUUAUUCUUGGUCUGAGAAGAGAACAUGAAGACUACAUCAACGAGUCGCGAAGAGGAAGUGUGUGUGCUGCUGUCAAGGAAGGUAUCAUACGACAGAGUAGCACGGAGUCGGAUCUGGACGAGAAAAAUCCACCGCCAAAAAAAUCCAACACACUGACGUCACUGGUGCACGUACCUAGCCUUGCUUCCAUGAGAGCAUGAAUAAUAUGUCAUCGUUUGGCCAGGUAGAUAGAUUGUCCCUAUUUUUAAUUAUGUCAUUAUAUUGUAUGUAAAUCAUUCCGAGAUGAUCUCAAAUAUUGUGUUAAACCAUUUCGAUGGUAUUUGCAGUCAUGCUUGUAUGUUUUUUUGUUCGGUGUUGACUGUAAAAAUAAGAUGUAACAUUUUGUGAUAUUUGUUUUAACGACAUGCUAGGUACAGCAACCUGUUGUGUUUAUCAUCAAUUAACAGUUAUUUGAGUUAUCGUCAUCCGUAUUUGUGUCUACGAUGACGUUAUCAAUCUUGUUAUAUCAUUCCCUGUAGUUGAUGUAAACAGCAAAUUUAUAAGCAUGUUGAUGAAUUAUUCAGCAGAAUAUUGUUUGUCCAGACAAUACUUUAAAUAGAUAAGGCCAGUACACGUCACCAUUGAUUAAUGAAACGUACAUAUUUUAGAGCUAGGUUCUGCUAUAAGAGGAUCCAUAAUAUUUUACAUGGAUUUUGGAUUAGGAAGUUCCAUUUUGUUUUUGUCUGGAUUAUCAAAGUCCAGCUGAAAUAUCAGUCAUCAUGUGUCCGUCAUUUUAGUUUGUCACCAGUCAGAUGAUGCACCGAUAUACAUUUAUAUAUGUGUAUGUUUAUACUGUAUAUUGACAUUUUCUGCAAUAUUGAUCAAGGCGCAGUGAGGCCAAUUACUCUCUAUGUUAGCCUAAACCUGAAACACACCGAUCACUUAGCGAUGUACGAGUCAAUACUCGCUAAAUAGUUCUAAUCAAAUUAUGUUAAUUAGCUCCUCUCUAAUCAAACUAGAACUCAAUCCAGUACGUGAUUAUUGAUUUAAGCUCACAUCAACGUAUAACGUUUUUAAUUUCGUUGAAAACAAAUCUAGAUUCUUUAAUCAAUUAUCGCUGAAACUUGUAGUGACUGAUCAGUUUAAAUUGUUCAAAAAUGAGUCAUGUUACUAGUGAUAAUGUUUUGGAAUCUUGAUUUGUGUUAAAAGUUUAAACGGCCUGUAAAUAACGUUCAAGUUAAAUCAACUGCGCAACAUCUAAGUUGAACUCUAGCUGUGACUGUUGAUGCUUAACUUAAAAAUGGUCGUCCUCUCAUAAUACAUUGAGGAAAACCGGCACAGAUCAGAGCGCUACCGAAAUCUGAUCAUCAGCACAGUAGUUCUACACUGUUCGCCAUUUCGGAAUAAAUGGCGCCUGUUCUUAUGGCGGACGGAUCUAUACAGUAUUGCGUCACUAUACACAAAUGUGGUUUAAAUUAAUAUCAGUCUUCGAACAGUUCGCUGAGUAAUGAUAGCGGUGAGGGUUAGUUCCUUCCUAACGUAACAACCAUUCGUAAAGCAUGGCCACUGUAGUAAUGUAAUCAAAUGUAAUCACUCAGACUGACCUCACAUUGCCUCGAGCCGUUCUAUCAAAUUACAAGGAUUAUGACCUGGUAUAACCCCAAGGUAUCUGAUGAUAUUACUGGGAAUGACCUCAGGACCUCCGACCUCGCGGUAAACAAAGGUAUCACUAUAAGUAACAUCAUUGACCUCGAUGUAUAAAAUGUAAUUACCGGGAACGACCAUGCUUACCAUCGCUUGUUGUACCCUCAGACAGACGUACUUGUACCCUCAGACAGACGUACUUGUUGUACCCUCAGACAGACGUACUUGUACCCUCAGACAGAGGUACUUGUUGACCCUCAGACAGAGGUACUUGUUGUACCCUCAGACAGAGGUACUUGUUGUACCCUCAGACAGACGUACUUGUUGACCCUCAGACAAACGUACUUGUUGUACCCUCAGACAGAGGUACUUGUUGUACCCUCAGACAGACGUACUUGUUGUACCCUCAGACAGACGUAC
This is a messenger RNA of Pecten maximus, 4487 nucleotides long. RefSeq names its product G-protein coupled receptor 161-like. NCBI's taxonomy places the organism in Eukaryota, Metazoa, Mollusca, Bivalvia, Pectinida, Pectinidae. The record is from RefSeq and is a predicted model, not a curated record. The coding region runs from base 1373 to 2644 and encodes 423 amino acids. Gene Ontology annotation, biological process: G protein-coupled receptor signaling pathway. The transcript has a single exon. Gene Ontology annotation, molecular function: G protein-coupled receptor activity. Gene Ontology annotation, cellular component: membrane.